This is a messenger RNA of Ipomoea nil (Japanese morning glory), 1966 nucleotides long. RefSeq names its product probable transcription factor KAN2. The record is from RefSeq and is a predicted model, not a curated record. Gene Ontology annotation, molecular function: transcription cis-regulatory region binding. Lineage: Eukaryota; Viridiplantae; Streptophyta; Magnoliopsida; Solanales; Convolvulaceae. Gene Ontology annotation, biological process: abaxial cell fate specification; regulation of DNA-templated transcription. Bases 322 to 1395 code for a protein of 357 amino acids. Gene Ontology annotation, cellular component: nucleus. The transcript has 6 exons.
GUCUCCCACAAUCCUCUAACCCCCUUACCCAUCAAUUAACUGUCAUUUUCUCAAAUAUACUUCACACAAAAGAAACAACCAUUCACUUCAUAUACAUUGUCACCUCUCUCUCUCUCUCUCUCUCUCUCUCUCAAUCACAAAUCUCCACACCUCCUUUCAUUUGAUCAUCUCUCCCUCUCUGUGUAAGAAAAACCCCAAUUUCUAUCACCUUCUUCUGCAGUUUAAUAUCAACAAGAAGAAGAAAACCUAGAGAGAGGGGGAAGAGUUGUAGUUAUAUAUAUAUAUAUAGAGAGAGAUAUAUUGUGAAGAAUUGAAGGAUAGAUGGAGUUAUUUCCAGCACAACCAGACUUGUCUCUGCGUAUCAGCCCACCAAACGCUAAACCCUCGUCUUCGCCAUGGACGACUUCUAAAGCUCAAGAACAUCAUCAUCAUGGUGACGUGAUGGACUUGAGCUUCUGGAAGAGAGCGCUGGAGACCAGAAACUCAAUGGCCAAAACUGAGUCUGCUAUAAACGCAGCUUCUUCUUCUUCUUCUUCUUUCGAGCUUUCGCUAUCGAAUCCAUGGUCUAAUACUAAUCGAUCUUCUGAACAUAACGGAAAUAUUAACGGCGGCAACAAUUUCGCCCAGUUCCAGUUUCACCAGCAGCAAGUUGGGCUGGGCUCGGAGCUUGGGUUCUUGAGGCCCAUUAGAGGGAUCCCGGUGUACUGUCAAAACCCACCGUCUUCUCCGUCUUCUUCUUCUUCCCAGUCCCACCACCAUCACCGUCAUCAUCAAGCUCUAAUGCGGUCGAGGUUUCUGCCGGCGGCCAGGUUUCCGGCGAGGCGCAGCAUGAGAGCGCCGCGGAUGCGGUGGACUACCACUCUCCACGCCCGCUUCGUUAACGCCGUCGAGCUCCUCGGCGGUCACGAAAGAGCAACACCCAAGUCGGUUCUUGAGCUCAUGGAUGUCAAAGAUCUCACCUUGGCGCAUGUGAAAUCUCAUUUACAGAUGUAUCGGACUGUGAAGACUACUGAUAAGGCAGCAGUCGCAGCUUCUUCAGGCCAAUCGGAGAUAUUUGACAACGGGUCUUCCGGAGACACUUCCGAGGAUGUCCAAACCUCAAGAAAGUCGGAGUUAUCUGUUCAGAAAGGAACACAAAAUAUGCAUAACCAAGACAAAGAUUACCAUGGCCUUUGGUGCAACUUUUCUUCGAGCAGGGAAAGUUGGUUGCAUGGCAACCCAAGUGACUGUAGAGGGAGCACACCAUUUCCUACUGAGAAAGACAAGGAUCCAAGGUUGUUUGGUUAUGAAAGAAUGUCUGCAGAGAUGAACUCAUCAAACAUUACAACUACAAUGGAGACAAGAUCAAACAAGCCUAAUCUUGAGUUCACUCUGGGAAGGCCUUCUGGGCAGUAAUGAAUUGAAGGGGGGAAGAAAUAUUAUUUUAAAAAAGGGAAGAAAAGAGGUAUGUAGAAGAAAUGAUUUUGAUAUCAUUGUAGUCUCUGACUGGGGAGCUGGUGAAAAGAGAAUCAGGUACCCACUGAGACUUUCAGAGCAGAGAAGAAAAGAAAGUGAGAAAAAAAAAAAAAAAAAAAAAGGAAAAGAAAAAGGUAGAGAAAAGAGAGGUAAAGAAAGAGAAGUAGGCACAAAACACAGAAAGCAACAAAGGGGAAAAGGUGGAAACAUGGAAUACUCAUAGCUUCGUUCCCGAGGUAUUCUAUGGCUACGCUCUCUCUCUCUCAUCUGGUCCUAAGUCCUAACAACAGGAGAACACGACAUCUUAGUCUCCUUUGAUAGCGGCUAACGUUAGGCCGGUAUAGAUAUAUAAUAGUUGCAUUCAAUUAGUUCACUCACCACCAGUCUUGUGCUCUCUCUCUCUCUCGCCUUUAAAUCAAUAUAAUCAAGGAUAUAUUAUAUUGUUUUACCGAAUAUAUACUCCUUUAAUUUCACCCAUUCUAUGUGUAGCAUAUCGGACCCAUUGGUUGAA